UUGACAGUAGAUACGUGUACACACUGUACAGCAUCACUUCUCCUUUACACUCCUCCACCUGAGGCUCAGCAGAGACCAACAGCACAGUGAGCCAUGUCCUGUUCAGCCUCCCAGUGGACUCCUCAGCGUCCAUUUCUCCUCGGCAGCCUUUUGGUGUUUUGCUUCAUCUGCCUUUUCAUCUCGUACAUGGCCGACAUCACCUUCACAGAUUUUGGAAGAGUUGGUCGGUUUUGUCCUGCCUUCCUGUGUGCAGAGAAAGCACAGAAUAAUGACUCCAUCCCCAGCAGCUCCACAGAGCUCCACAAUGAAACACAGUCAGGUCCAACCGAGAAGGUCCAGGCAGCAGCAGUGGACGCUGAGUCCGACACUGUUGUGCUGAUCUGGAUGUGGCCGUUCGGCGCCAGAUUUGAACUCAACUGCGACAUUUUCAAUUUCAAAAGAUGCCACUUAACAGAUGACAAGGAACUUUACCAUAAGGCCCACGGGGUGGUCUUCCACCACAGGGAUAUACAUGGAAAUUUAGAAAACAUGCCCAAAGUGCCACGCCCCGUUUUUCAGAAAUGGGUUUGGUCAAAUAUGGAGUCGCCCACCAACUCAGGUAAAAUUGCUGGACUGAAUGAGUUAUUCAACUUGACAUGCAACUAUCGGAGUGAUUCAAGUAUUCCAGUGCCUUAUGGGAAUCUGUAUCCCGUGACCUCUACAGAUGAGAGUUUAAAAUUGCCAGCAAAGGACAAGUUGGUGUGUUGGAUUGUGAGCAACUGGAGCCCGAAUAUGAAGAGAGUUCAGUACUACAAUGAACUGAAGAAACACGUAACAAUUCAUGUUUAUGGGGGAGCCUUUCAAAAACCUGUCGGUAGGGAAGACUUUGUAAAAAUAAUGUCUAGUUGUAAAUUCUACCUCUCCUUUGAAAACUCCUUCCACAGAGAUUACAUCACAGAGAAGUUCUUUAAUCCUUUGAGUUGGGGAACUGUUCCGGUAGUUAUGGGCCCGCCAAGACACAUGUAUGAGGGCCAUGCCCCAGCUGAGUCUUUCAUUCAUGUCGAUGACUUUCCUUCUCCCAAGGAGUUGGCAGAGCGGCUACUUUACCUUAACCAAAAUCAAACCGAGUACAUGCGAUUCUUCAACUGGAGAAGCAUGUUUAAAGUUAAAGGUGGUCUGUUUGGAAGAGAAAUUGCCUGCAAAACAUGUAGAUACUUACAAAACCACAAGGAGUACCAAGCUUUUAAUGAUCUGAACACUUGGUACUGGGGUUGAGAGGUUGUGAACCCUUCUAUCAAAAUGUUACAGUGUGUAUUAAGGAUUAUUUGUUGCUAAUGAAGUGUCAAAUGCAGCCAACUUGUUUUCAACAAAGUGGGUUUAGGUUUAUCAGGAAGCUAAAUGUUUCACAAUGAUAAUCAACCUGUUCACCAGGUAAAAAAAGUGAUUGACAGGUAUGUUGGUUUAGGUAUGUUCCCUAGAGUGCAGGCUUUCAAUUGUGUUUUUUACAUUCCUCCAAACAAUGCACUCCUUUUAGGAGAAAUGAUCCCUUUAACUGUCAUUAAAUGAUUAAAAUCAUUUUGAAAACAACAGCACUUGACUUUGUUUUCAUGUUGAUAGUGUCGUAGAUUCUUUUAUUAAAGAACAUCAUGGAGGGCUGCUGUGUUAGUAAGUGUCAAAUGGAGCCAAAAAAUAAAAAGUUAUAUAAAGUUAUAUGCUAUCAUAUCAUAUUUUCGUACUCUGUAGUUGAUGCUCGAAAUCUAACUUUAUUGACAAAAAGGCAGCAAACGAAAAUUACUCUUGGUAUUGGAAAAAGGCCAAUACUAAAUCUAAGAACAAAAGGACCUAGAAAAUAAACAUUAGGCUGAAAAACGAAUCAACAGAAGGCAAGCCUGAACCAGGAAAUAAAAAAUAGUUUUAUUAGGUUUAUCAGGAAGCUAAACGUUUCACAAUGAUAAUCAACCUGUUCACCAGGUCAAAAAAAAUGAUUGACAGGUAUGUUGGUUUAGGUAUGUUCCCUAGGGUGCAGGCUUGUUAUUGUGUCUUUUACAUUCCUCAAAAGAGUGCACUCCUUUCAGGAGAA
Messenger RNA from Pungitius pungitius (ninespine stickleback), 2059 nucleotides. Its product is annotated as 4-galactosyl-N-acetylglucosaminide 3-alpha-L-fucosyltransferase 9-like. Gene Ontology annotation, molecular function: alpha-(1->3)-fucosyltransferase activity. Lineage: Eukaryota; Metazoa; Chordata; Actinopteri; Perciformes; Gasterosteidae. The record is from RefSeq and is a predicted model, not a curated record. Bases 94 to 1254 code for a protein of 386 amino acids. The transcript is spliced from 2 exons. Gene Ontology annotation, cellular component: membrane.